GAGUCUCUUGGGAAGAUUAGAUGGACAGUUUAGUUAAGCAAAGAAGAGGAAGGGUGUCAAUUUCUGAAUCCAAACAAACGGAUUUUCCAAAGCUAUCGGAACUGGCCAUAACCGAUAAUCCAGCAUUAAAUUGGCUGAAAAACCAAUCAUAUUGGUACGAAAAAAAUGACUACUACAACGAGAAAGAGAGUGAAUUCGCAGUUUCUAUUGCGGCUGCUGCAUUUGUCAUUAGAUCAAUGGAGGAAGCAUAUGAAGAAAAGACAAAAAAGAUAAGAGAGGAAAUCAAGAGGUCGCGGACGAAGAAAACCAAAUCGGUAAUACCUAAAACUGAAGUAAAGAGACUAAACGAAUCAUUUACUCAAGAGGUGCAUAUUGGAGAGGAGAGUUUCAGAAAAAAGCCGUCGGAAUAUUCACCAGAAAACCGUCGGACACAAGAGCUUGGCUCAUCCUCCAGAGCAUCAGGACUUGCUAGAGCGCCAAGUAAAGCAGAUUCUUGGGAAAACACUCAAAUGAAUAAGAUUAAAUUAAGGUAUGAGAAAAUGAAAGCUGAAAUUGUGGGCUGGGAAAAUGAGAGAAAAUUAACAGCUAAACUCAGAAUGGAGAGGAGAAAGAGUGAACUGGAGAAGAGAAAAGAAAUAAAUAACCAGCAUUACAAGUCAAAAUUAGCAAGGAUCCAACUAAUUGCUGAUGGAGCUAAGAAACAGCUCGAGGAGAAGAGGAAGAGCAAAGAAGCUCAACUUCGAGAUGAAGUAAAGAAAAUGCGUCGAACGGGCAAAGUUCCCAUCAAUUACUUCUGCUUUCGGUGUUACUAAAAUCAAGAUUAGUUUUAUAAAUUAAAUUGAUAUUUGUGGAUAUCUAUGAAAGAAAGAAAAAUCGAGAAACUCAUGAUAUCUAAGAUCAUAAAUAAAAAAAAC
This is a messenger RNA of Eutrema salsugineum, 914 nucleotides long. RefSeq lists its product as uncharacterized. The record is from RefSeq and is a predicted model, not a curated record. The transcript has 6 exons. Bases 21 to 812 code for a protein of 263 amino acids. NCBI's taxonomy places the organism in Eukaryota, Viridiplantae, Streptophyta, Magnoliopsida, Brassicales, Brassicaceae.